AUGACUUAUUUAUUAUUAAAGAAAAUACUUAAUUCAGUUGUAUUAAGUAAUAAGAUAUUUAGAUAUGUUAAAGAUAUUCAUGAUCAACUAGUUUGGGGAAAUGGAUUAAGAUGUGAUUGGUAUGAUCUUGGUUGUUUCCCAGAUCUACUGAUCAGAUUUAACUAUAUCGAAAGAUACAAGCAGAUCUUUAAUAAAAUAGUUGAAAGAAAGAGAAAUAAUAAUAAUAGUAUAGCGGAUGAGAGUUUCCUAAGAAUAUAUUACGAAUCUUUUACCAACGCAUUGCUUUGUGGAGAUAUCGAUGUGAUUAUACUACUUUAUCACGAAUUUCACAAGCAAAUAAACUUUAAUCGAGUAUUAUUCAGAGAACAUUAUCAGAGUAAUCUUGCACUGAUUGAAUUCCUUCAUGAAAAUUGCGAUUAUUGGUUCAAAGCCGGUGGUAAAGGAACAAUGGAUGAUGCUGCAUUUGGAAGCCUAGAAGUUAUCCAGUUUCUUCAUUACAAUCGGACUGAAGGUUGUUCGAAACAAGCACUUGAUAAUGCUGCUUCAAGUGGAGACAUGGACCUAAUCAAGUUCUUACACUUCAAUAGAACAGAAGGAUGCACCACAAAGAUAUAUGAGAGAACGAUUAUGUUUGGUCAGCUGAACGUUGUUAAAUGGCUACUUGAAAAUAGAACAGAAGCGUUUACACAAUCGGCAAUUCACAGUGCUGUACAUCUAGGACAUUUAGAAAUAGUGAAAACUUUGAUAGACUCCAACAAACCAUUUCUAUGUAAAAAGAAUUGUAAGCUAUGCAACAACACAACAACAACAAAAACAACAACAAAAACAACACUCAAAUAUCACAUUACUGAAGAUUCAACUUUAUCAUCGAAACUCUUUGAAAUAGCAAUAUCAUAUGGACAUUUAGCUAUUGUUCGAUAUUUUAAUGAAAAUUUUCAUAAUGUCAAAUGUUCAACUCAUUCGUUGAACUCAGCGGCAUCACGAGGCUAUUUAGAAACGAUCAAAUACAUCUAUGAGAAUAGAAUUGAACGAUGUUCAGAACAAGCGAUAGAAGAUUCUAUUAGAAAUGGUCAUUUAGAAACAUUGGUGUUUCUCAAUCAAACAAUCGACGCUAACUUGCAAGAUUAUAUGCAUCUAACUGUAUCAUACACACAAUUCGAUAUACUUAAAUAUAUUCAUCAGCAAAGUAAGAUUAAGAAUCCCGGUUUUAAAUUUCAGCCAUUCCUGAUGGAUCCUUUUGUUACCUGCAAAGAUUCGACGAAACUAGAUUGGCUAAAGGAGAAUACAACGUUUGGUUUCUCGGUGGAUGCAUAUAAUCUUGCGAUUUACUAUGGCAAUGUAUCGACACUGCGAUGGCUACACGAGAACACCGCCUUUGCUAUUCCGGACGAUGCUUUCGAGACUGCCUGCUGCCAAGAGAACGCCAUCGAGAAAGUCCGCUAUCUUCAUGAACAAGGUGCAACCUGUACAACAGAGGCAAUGGAUCUUUCGAAAUCUAUUAAAGUAACAUCGUUUUUACAUUACAACAGAACUGAAGGAUGUACCUCCCAAGCAAUGAGUAACGCGAUCACCAGUGAGAAAAUAGAAAUAAUUAAAUUCCUAGAUCAAAACAGAACUGAACAUCUUAAUUCAAAACCGCAAUUAACUGACCAGUACUUUGUACUUGGUCAAAGAUAUAAUAUUGCAUUAAACUUUCUUGAAAGACUUAAAUUAAUAAAAGAAUAUAAAAUUUAA
Molecule: messenger RNA, 1734 nt
Organism: Heterostelium album PN500
Lineage: Eukaryota; Evosea; Eumycetozoa; Acytosteliales; Acytosteliaceae
Exons: 1
Coding region: 1-1734 (577 amino acids)
Molecular function (GO): protein binding
Source: RefSeq, a predicted model, not a curated record